GAAUGAUAUUUAUAGAAAAGAAGUUACAAACUACAGUAUACAUUUUCCAACGAUCAUGUGAUGUUAACAUACUAGUCUUUUUAUAAUCAUAUAAUAGUAAGAUUGAAAGGUUGAACAUGGCCCAGAAAUACGCACCUUUACCAAACAACUUUAGGUAUGAUGAUUUGGUAAAUAGCUUGUCUGAUGAAGACCCUCUACAAAGUGAUGACGGUGAUGUUGAUAUCCAGGAAAUCGUUGCCGAGAUUGGACAACGGUAUGACGUAUCAUCACGUGACGAAGUAUCUUUUACCCAGACAACAUGUACGAAUACGGAGGGUAACGCAUAUUCUCCCCUAAAAAAUGCGAUUGACCAGUUGAACGAACAUAAAAAAUGUAUCAAAAAGAGCUGUGCAAAUUGUUCCAAACCAAGGAGAGUUGUAUAUGUCUCAAGCUUAAAGAAGGGUCAGCACAUAUCGAUGCCAGGCCAAUAUUCCAACAAAUAUGUAAAAGCGGAGCGAAAAAUGAAAAGGGCAUACGACCACCAUGCCGUUGUUAAAGAAAUUAAAAGUGCGGUAGGUAGUAAAGUUACGAUGGUUCUCAUACAUUUCACAAAACAUGAUGGAAAGAUAGCAGUACACGAGGAAACCAAAGAAUUUAAUUUAAGAGUAAAUGAAUUAUGCAUCGUAGAUUACGUUUUUCCCAGAUACGACCCAGAUACAGUUGUGACUAGAGCCGAAUCCAUUCUAGAACAGAACGACAAAUUCGAAACCUACAAUAUAGUUACAGGCAACUGCGAACAUUUUGCAACUUGGUGUGUUGUGGGAGAAAGCAAAAGUUCCCAGGUACAAAGUAUGAGACAAAAAAUUGCAGAUGCUCUUUCUGGAUUAUUUGGAGCUGGUAGCCAAAUAGGAAAAGGCAUUCUACGAAUUUUAUUUGUUUCUUCAGAUGAAAUUGCCAGUAGUCUUAGUAAAGCAGUACCGGAAUUAGUUCUUGGUGGAGCAGCAGCCUUGUAUCUCAUAUACUGUAUUGUUAUGACAGCAUUGCAUGUUCAAGAUUAUAAAAAUGACCAAAUGUGUUGGUCUUGUUUAAAGGGAAAGGUUUUGGACUUGUGGCUGACCUUUAGAGCGUUUGGACCGACAUCAAUGAUAACAUUUCUUAUUUUACACUUUGCUGUUCCUUUAACGGCUCCGGGAGUAGGAAUACCACUAAUGAUUCUAUCUGUUUUACUUGCGGUCGCAUUUCAAAUGUCAGUGCCCAGAUUACGAAAAGCUUUGAGCUCUCCAUUUUCCAUUGAUCGUGUAAAGGUAAAAAAUUUAGAAAAACUACGCAUUGGCGAUGUGUUAUCUCAUCGCUUUUAUGGCGUUAUUCAACAGACAAGUAUUGUUUCUGAGGUCACAACAAAAAAAGACAAACAAACUAAGGGGUGGAUUCGUUUGAUCCAUUAUGGAUUGUCAACAUCAUUAGCGACAAAAAUUGUCGAGGAAUAUGUUGAAAUUGAUACAGAUAAAUCGAGUCUAUAUGUAUUGGACUGCAAACCUUUAUGUACAUUUCCAGCUGACAUUGUUUUAAGUCGAGCGAGGAGUCGAAUUGGCGAGACUAAAUGGGCCUUAUUUUCAAAUCGAUCAGAUCAUUUUUCAUAUUGGGCUAAAAUUCAACAAUACAAAAAUGACAUUUUUGACGAAAUAUUUAAUGAAGAAAUUGCAAAACCAACGGAAAAGAUACAAGCGUCACUCUUCAUAGAAAAGAGAGAGAUUCACCGCGUAGACGAUAUCAGAAUAGGUGACGUUGUUCAAAGCGGUGUAAUUGGAAUAAUUAAUGAUACCGGCAUACUUUCUUCGGUACGAUAUUUGGGUGGACCAGAUGGACGCAAAUUCGAAAUAGAUGUAUACUCGUACUCAUUAUUGAGGACGAUUACUCGGAAAAAAUAUACUGUUGAUCUUAAUAAACAUAGAUUGUACGUGAAAGUAUAUAAUCCCGCACAAUGUCAGACUAUGAAGCAACGUGUGCAAAACGCUCGAGACAUGGCAGGCAAAAAAGGUUCUUGGUGGACCACGGAGGGAUUUAUCAAAUAUUGUAUUGAAAUCAAUUCGGAAUGA
Mytilus trossulus (common blue mussel) is the source of this 2075-nucleotide messenger RNA. RefSeq lists its product as uncharacterized. Gene Ontology annotation, molecular function: A2-type glycerophospholipase activity; glycerophospholipid phospholipase A1 activity. Gene Ontology annotation, cellular component: cytoplasm. Lineage: Eukaryota; Metazoa; Mollusca; Bivalvia; Mytilida; Mytilidae. Gene Ontology annotation, biological process: N-acylphosphatidylethanolamine metabolic process. The coding region runs from base 117 to 2075 and encodes 652 amino acids. The transcript has 2 exons. The record is from RefSeq and is a predicted model, not a curated record.